AUGAUGAAAGCGAACAACGACACUUUGAUCAGCGUCACAGAUCUAGAUGAAUAUGGUUUUCCCAAACACAUGUUCAAAUUUAAAGAUUUUGGAUCGUUGAAAGCUCCUGGAGGAGUGGAUUGCAAUCAGCUAAUUGAUUUGAUUGGCCGUGUAGUUUCCAUUACUGAGCCAAAAACUAUCCAAGUUAAUUCAAAACCCCAAAGGUUGAUUGAUUUUGUCAUUGAAGAUUCUCGGGGGAGUCGGCUCACGAUUACUCUGUGGGAGGAGCACGUGGAUUCUGUCUUACCUUACUAUAAUGCUGAUUUGACAGAUCCACUGAUUGUUAUACUACAACUGUGUAGAGCCAGGUUGAAUGAUGACGGUGAGGUUAGAAUAUCCAGUUCCUACACUGCAACAAAGAUUCUGUUCAACCAUGAGUGCCCUGAGUUGCUCAAUUUCAAGGAGAGUAUGCCUAGGUUCUUUACUCCAAUAGGAAGUAUAAGCUCAAGUUCAAGAAUGAUUGGAUCUGGAUCGUUGGAAGCUUUGUCGAGUGAAAAUGUCACAAUUACUUCUUUGAAGGAUAUUUAUGAUGACAAGAAGGUCGGUGAAUUUUGGGUACUUGGAGAAAUUCUAGGCAUAGAAAGCGAAUGGUACUUCAAGGACUGUAAGAGUAAGGGGUGUGGGAAGAAGCUUCAAGACUACACAUACAGAAUGUAUUGUAAAGCUUGCGAUAAACACUGGCCAGACGGAAUAAUUAAGUACAAAGUGGUGAUUGAUGUCCUAGAUGAUGACAAUGAUGGCCAUCUUCAAAUAUAUCAAUACUCGGUUGGUGAAUGGUGCAAACGAUUGUUCUUCCUGUUAACCACGUUCUUGUGA
Ipomoea nil (Japanese morning glory) is the source of this 855-nucleotide messenger RNA. RefSeq lists its product as uncharacterized. The record is from RefSeq and is a predicted model, not a curated record. Bases 1 to 855 code for a protein of 284 amino acids. The transcript is spliced from 6 exons. NCBI's taxonomy places the organism in Eukaryota, Viridiplantae, Streptophyta, Magnoliopsida, Solanales, Convolvulaceae.